AUGUUAAAAAAGAAUGCUGCUGAGUCUCUUAAAGAGCGGUUGGGUUUUGCGAAUGCUUUUGCUGUUGGUAGUAUAGGGAGGGCUGGAGGUCUUUGUAUAUUUUGGACUGAAGACGUCAAGUUUACUCUUGUUUCUUUUUCUCAGAAUCACAUAUGUGGUGACAUUGAUGCAGGUAGUAUGUCUUGGAGGUUUGUAGGAAUAUAUGGGUGGCCAAAGGAGGAGGACAAACAUAAAACAUGGAGUUUGCUUAGGCAUCUUUGUGAGGAGUCUCCCUUACCUUUAUUGAUUGGUGGUGACUUUAACGAAAUCAUGAGCUAUGGUGAAAAGGAGGGAGGGGUUGAUAGAAACAGGCGUGCUAUGGUUGCUUUCCGAGAAACAGUUGAUGAUCUCAUGCUUCGUGAUUUGGGCUUUGUGGGACCAUGGUAUACAUGGGAGAGGGGUAAUACGGCAGCUACUAGGAUCCGUGAACGUUUGGAUCGCUUCUUGUGCUCGGCUUCUUGGUUCGAUCUUUAUUCGGACUUUGUGGUUGACCAUCUUUUGAGAUAUAAAUCUGAUCAUGUGGCUAUGGUGUUGCGUCCCCAGACUCAUAAUACUCGAAGAAAGAAGAAUCGUGGGUUCCGGUUUGAAAUUGUUGGUUACUAG
This is a messenger RNA of Beta vulgaris subsp. vulgaris (sugar beet), 642 nucleotides long. RefSeq lists its product as uncharacterized. The record is from RefSeq and is a predicted model, not a curated record. The coding region runs from base 1 to 642 and encodes 213 amino acids. NCBI's taxonomy places the organism in Eukaryota, Viridiplantae, Streptophyta, Magnoliopsida, Caryophyllales, Amaranthaceae. Gene Ontology annotation, molecular function: catalytic activity. The transcript has a single exon.